CAAAAAACAGCCAUGUCUAGAUUAUGGGUCAGAUAGAAGACCAUCGGCUUUAAUCUGGUUGACUUUUGUGAUUUUAUUUCACCGUUAUACCUUUUGGAGAUCCACACCGGGAAUAAACCGCUACCUCCGCAGACAGUGAGGGAAUAAACGCUCCUCUGCGGCUCUCCAGCUGCGCCUUUUGUCAGCGGAAAAAUACACGAUGAUGUUUAUAAUUAGACGCUGAAAAGAACUGACGGCGCGUUUGUCGAGCCUUGGGAAAAUAAAAAAAAAGGUGUUUCCUCAACCAGCGGUGUCAAACAUAAGAGGACCAUAGAUGAGAUUCCUUCCCACUGCGGGCGGCGUUUGAAACAAAGAAUCCAUCCAAAUGAUGUCAGGAAAGCAUUUCAAGGCUCAUGAAGUGAGCUGCUGCAUCAAGUAUUUCAUCUUCGGAUUCAACAUAAUAUUCUGGUUCCUUGGAGUGGCGUUCCUCGGCAUCGGGUUGUGGGCAUGGAGCGAAAAGGGUGUCCUCUCUAACAUCUCGUCCAUCACAGACCUGGGGGGUUUUGACCCAGUCUGGCUCUUCUUGGUGGUGGGAGGUGUGAUGUUUAUCCUCGGAUUCGCUGGUUGCAUCGGAGCACUGCGAGAAAACUCCUUCUUGCUCAAAUUUUUCUCUGUGUUCCUGGGUAUCAUCUUCUUCCUGGAGCUGACUGCAGGAGUCCUGGCCUUUGUCUUUAAAGACUGGAUCAAGGACCAGCUCAACUUUUUCAUUAACAACAACAUUCGGGCCUACAGAGAUGACAUUGAUCUGCAGAACCUAAUAGACUUCACCCAGGAAUAUUGGGAGUGUUGUGGAGCUUUUGGGGCUGACGACUGGAAUUUGAACAUCUACUUCAACUGCACUGAUUCAAACCCCAGUCGAGAGAAAUGUGGAGUGCCCUUUUCCUGCUGCACCAAAGAUCCAGCGGAGGAUGUUAUCAACACUCAGUGUGGCUACGACAUCCGAGCAAAAACGGACUCUGAGCAGCGGACCUUCAUUUACAUCAAAGGGUGCGUUCCUCAGUUUGAAAAGUGGCUUCAAGACAACCUGACAGUGGUGGCUGGCAUUUUUAUUGGGAUUGCAUUACUACAGAUUUUUGGCAUCUGUUUAGCACAGAAUCUCGUGAGUGACAUCGAAGCUGUGAGAGAGAGUUGUUUGUUUACCUAAGACCUCCACAGAAUCUCCAAAGGCAAGAAGGAUGUACCAGGACUCUGCAGUUUGGACACCAGCAAUGAAGGGAAAUAAAUUAAUCAGCUAAUGUGUCCAGAACCAAGAGUCUCAUUCAUAUGUAAAUAGUAAAUUUAGAGUUAUUUUUAGAGUUAUUUGUGGCCUGACUUUUGAAUGAAGCACAACUUCUAAAAUGUAUUGUAGCUUUCAUACAGUACAAAUUAAACAAAUGCAAUGCAAAUUCUUUACAGUAUAAGCAGCUAUGAUGGUACAGUCCCAGUUCAGAUUACUUUAGUUUGUAAGCCUGGAAAUGAGCAGCUGGGGGGGGGGGAAUCAUAACAUAAAGGUAGAUUUGAUGUUUUAUUAGAGGUAGUGCUUCAUUCAGAAAAGGGACUCGGUUUUAUAUCUCUCACAGCUGCAGUUUUUAACACUGCAUGUAAGGGUUGUGUACAAAGAUAAAAGUGAUUCUGGAAAUGCACUGCAUGCCUAUUGUCUACUGGUAGGACAUUGGCUCUCCUAAAUGUAUUUCAUUAAUGUUAAGUAUUUUAAAAAAAUAUUUGUAAAAUAGUCACUAGUUUAGAGUGAAUCGGCUGGUUAGCACUUUGUUGAAUGUUUAAUGGAAUCUACUUAAAGCUACGAAGAAUUAACUUUAGAUUUAUUUCCAUCUGUGACAUCAUGCUCAUAUUAAACAGAUACAUACAGUUUGUAAGCAGAGUUUUGUGGGGCUGAGGUGGAUAUAGUAACAUGUAGUGCCGUGAAGGGAUAUAUGAUGGAUGUCGUGGGCUUUGCAAAGAUGCAGUUUGUUAAGAGUUUUGGAGAUGACAUUAAUGAAAAUGUCUAAAUAUACUGGGGGAAAAAAACAAAAAACAGGAGAUGUGGCAUCUAAAUCAAAACUCAGCUUUAAGCACUUUAAUCUUCAUACUGUAUACGAGUUAUAAAGCUCAUUGCAGUUUCUGUCAUGACUGUUAUUUUAGUCAAGCAGCAGCCACUGGAGGGGGCACUUUUCCUCAUAAACAAACUGCAUUAGUAACUAUGUGAUGCUCCCUAAUGUCGGAUAAUUUUGUCCAAAAGCAGCUUGACAGAAAAUGUGUUUCAGCACAUUAUAAGUGUUGUGCCGUUCCUUGCACAUUCCUUAUCUUACUGUCAGUGUUCAUUCAUUAAUUUUCCUCUAUUUCUCAAGUGUUUCUUUGAUGGAAUUUGCCUAAUUGACAAAAUACCCUUUGUUGUUUUUCUGUUUUGAUCUGUAAGUUUUCACUGGAAAAUUAGGAUACAAGCUAUUACCAAGGCUCGUUAUGAAUGGCAUGCUGAUACUGCUUGGUGGCAAAAGAAUUUAUAGCCUACUUACAUACAUUACUUGAAAGUGGAGCACACAGGCUCUCUCACCAGCAUUAUUUUGAAUGCAAACUUGGACACUGAGAUUCAGCUUACACGUUUUUCUUUCCAGACAUAACCUGGAAGUGUAUAAUUUUGUGUGAUAACCUUUAAUAUAACGGCAUAGCAUGAAAGUAAGAGCAGCCAUUUAAUGUAAAGGCAGUGUGACUAUGCUGCAGGUUACACAGCGUUUCCUUUGCAGCCUUGAUGAACUGAACAUCCAAAAGAUACUAAACAAUGCAUUUCUGCAUUUUUAAUAUCUUGUAAAUGUAAUAUAGCAUCAAAGGGGGUCGAAUAUCCUUUUUUCCACUAAAAGCUUCAUGAUUGUUGUUGACUGAUCACACUUUUUCUUACCACUCAGUGCCAUAUUUGUGAUUUCUACUUCUACAUACUCCUGAUUAUAAGAUAACUUUUGUUUCAUGUGUACUCCUGAUUCUUGUAAAUAGCUGGAUUGUGACAAGUUGUAAAUAUAUAUCUGAAUAAAUGUGGUUCUUUGUAAA
Messenger RNA from Dicentrarchus labrax (European seabass), 3054 nucleotides. Its product is annotated as tetraspanin-5. The record is from RefSeq and is a predicted model, not a curated record. Lineage: Eukaryota; Metazoa; Chordata; Actinopteri; Moronidae. Bases 365 to 1183 code for a protein of 272 amino acids. The transcript is spliced from 10 exons. Gene Ontology annotation, biological process: protein localization to plasma membrane; regulation of vascular endothelial growth factor signaling pathway; protein maturation. Gene Ontology annotation, cellular component: membrane.